GGGAGUUUUGCAAACAAUGUUUCGUUUAGCGGUUGCCUUAAUUUUGCUAACCGCGCUGACCGAGGCUUUGGACCUGACGUAUAUUAAUCUGAAACCUUUUAAAACAUCUGCUGAACGUAUACGCGAGCAAGGUUAUCCCGCUGAGUCCCAUUUUGUGGAGACCAGUGAUGGUUAUAUACUCAACCUCUUUCGCAUUCCCUACUCGCCACGUUUGGACAAUCACCUUGAGCGUAAGCCUGUAGUCUUCAUACAACAUGGUCUCUUCGGGUGUUCCGACUGUUUUUUACUAAAUGGUCCGGAGGACGCGAUCGCGUAUAAUUUCGUUGAUGCUGGUUUUGAUGUUUGGUUGGGUAAUGCGCGUGGCAAUAUUUAUUCCAGUAAUCACUCCAGUUUGUCGCCUGAAAACCCGAAGUUUUGGAAGUUCAGUUGGCAUGAGAUCGGCACCAUUGAUAUGCCCGAAUCGAUUGACUAUGUGCUCGAGCGGACAGGUGAAAGUGCACUACAUUAUGUUGGGCAUUCACAGGGCGGUACAGUUUACUUUGUGAUGCUUUCUUCUCGUCCCGAGUAUAAUGAAAAGAUAAAAACUGGACACGGUUUGGCACCCGCUGUAUUUAUGGGUAAUGUUACCGACGGCAUUGUUACGGCGCUCGCACCGUAUGUCGGCACACCUGGUAUGGGCGCUAAUUUGCUCUGCGAUCAACCGUUUGUACCGUACAACCCGCAUGUGCAGCGCUUGCUGGAUACGGCUUGUGGCGGCGCACCAGCAUAUCCAAAAUAUUGUAAAACACUGUAUCUAAUGUGGGCCGGCGAUGAACAGUCGAACCUUAAUGCGACAUUACUGCCUCAACUGGCCGAAACACAUCCUGCUGGCAUCUCGACUAAUCAAGGCAUACACUACAUACAACUUAAAGUGUCGAACAAAUUCCGUCAAUACGAUUUUGGUUCGAAGAAGAAUAAAAAAGUAUAUAAUCAGGAAGAACCGCCAGAGUAUCCGCUAGAAAAGGUCACAGCCGAUACUUUCCUCUAUUAUGGUUUAAAUGACGGUUCGGCUACAGCGCAAGAUAUGAAACGUUUACCCCCCUACCUAACUAAUUUGCGUCUGUUCUAUGAAGUGCCGAAUCCAACAUGGGGACAUUUGGAUUUCAUUUUCGCCAAGCAGGUUAAGCAGGAAAUCAACGAUCCUGUAAUACAGUAUUGUAAAGAUUAUGAAGAACGAUAUUAGAGCGAUCAAUAAAGAAUUUAAGAGCAAUAUGUAAAAUAUUUAUGUUAGUAAA
Molecule: messenger RNA, 1274 nt
Organism: Bactrocera neohumeralis
Lineage: Eukaryota; Metazoa; Arthropoda; Insecta; Diptera; Tephritidae
Product: lipase 3-like
Exons: 3
Coding region: 17-1222 (401 amino acids)
Biological process (GO): lipid metabolic process
Molecular function (GO): hydrolase activity, acting on ester bonds
Source: RefSeq, a predicted model, not a curated record